This is a messenger RNA of Rodentolepis nana, 1176 nucleotides long. The record is from the annotation of a GenBank genome assembly. Lineage: Eukaryota; Metazoa; Platyhelminthes; Cestoda; Cyclophyllidea; Hymenolepididae.
AUGGGUGAACCGAUAUUUCCUCCGUAUCCGUAUUUGCAUGAUCUUGAGGCUGAAGAAAGGUGUCAGAGGUUCAUCCGCGAAUUCAAAGAGAUUCACAACAGUAUUCACGAUUUUGAAUUCGAUUGUCAUCAAGCCUUUCAAUUCGUUACGACUGUGACCGAAAGUCUGGACAUCAGGGCACAGGUGCGAGCUUUUCUUUUGGAGUACAAGAAGGAAAUUACUCUCCUGGCACCAUUUACUUACUUAACCCCGUACCCUCGAGAAUUUUAUAUAAUUACUACAAUGAAAGGUAAUGACCAAACUAAUAUUUGCUUUAAUAGAAUUCACGUUAGAGGAAGGAAAAUGCGAUUGGCUCUGGAGAAACUAGCACCGACGUUUUCAAAAUUUCGUUGUGAUUCCAAAGAUUUUGAGACAAUUGCAUGUAGUACACAAGCAUGCCCUCACCCUAAAACCCGCCUGAUUGGUUUAAUGCGAAGUGGAAUUUCUUGGUUUUUCUUUGUCAGGAGUUUGAAACCCAGAGCAGAAAAUGCCUUGGCAUUAUAUUUCGCAAACAGGCCUAAUAUUCCGAAAGAAGUGUCUUUUGUCAGUGUUGGCACAGAAACAAGUGAUCUACCUGACAUAGAUGCUGCUCAACUAUUCUUCCAUGAAACCAGUGAAACGCGCUUCCAAAUUCGUGGUUUCCUCCUUGACUACGAAAAUGACAUCAAGUUGCUAGCACCUUACAGUCCUUUCGUAGCUAGUGCUCUUCAGAUCUUGCCAUUGAUACAUGCCGAAAUGGCGCCCACAAUGCACUCCGCAGGUAUAUACGACCACUACAAUGAAAGAGGAAAGAAGAUGCGGCGGACUGUGCAGAACCUUCCAAAGGAGUAUAAUGAUUUCAAGGUUUCGAUUGAGAAUCUUUCGACUGCGCUUUUCCAUAAUCCAAAUAUUUGCGAUCCUGAGACAAUUUUAAAUCUUUAUAAAAAAUGUUAUGCCAAUUGCUUCCUAUUCGUUCAAGAAAAUUCUUCGAAAGUUGAGGAUGCAGUGAAGAUCUUCUUUCAAUUUCGCCGUAAAAUACGUCGUCACCUAGAUAGACCUGAUGAUGACGUCGUUUCAGAUAAUUACAUCUGUUCGGAUUAUUCUGACGAAACUUUCAGUUCUCUAAGUCAACUCUCCGACUUCGAAGAACCUUUUUAA